Phycomyces blakesleeanus NRRL 1555(-) is the source of this 627-nucleotide messenger RNA. RefSeq lists its product as hypothetical. The record is from RefSeq and is a predicted model, not a curated record. NCBI's taxonomy places the organism in Eukaryota, Fungi, Mucoromycota, Mucoromycetes, Mucorales, Phycomycetaceae. The coding region runs from base 1 to 627 and encodes 208 amino acids. The transcript has 2 exons.
AUGGAGAAUAUUCUUCUUUGUAAAGCUGGAAUACAGCAUUGUCUUGGUGGUCGGGCAGCGCAAAGAAGACUGACUGACAGGAGGACCAGCAACUUUGAGGUUGUGAGUAACAAUGUUGCUAGUCCUCAGCUUUGGUCAAAUCUAAUCAGAAAGUCUCUUGCUUCCAUAGCAAUCAAAUGCUAUAUGAACUACCACAAUUUGGUGAGUUUAUUGACUUGUCUCUGGGACCAGAACAGCACAGGUAUGGAACAAGAAAUCAUUGAGGUGGUCUGCAUCACUAAGAUGUGGAAGGACAAUGUGAUGUACAGAGUCCGGACUUCUUUUGACAGCAGACAUGUUCAAGCCAACGACCUUGUUGUGCUCAAACACCCGGAGGAGUACGGAUAUGUUAUAAAGUUCUUCUCUCAUUCUGUCUUGGGAGAGACUAGGCUCUUUGUUGUAGUUGAUUGCUUGCAAGACGUAUGGAUAUACAACGAGUUGCUCUUCUCUGUUUGGGAAAGCCAAACAAUUGGUGAGAUGAAGGUGGUUGAGGUUAAGUCCAUCAGGGGGAUGGCUGGUCUAGUCCAUGAUAUUAAUGAUACAACUAUUCGACAUGUGGUGUGGACUUCUCCACGUCACUACCAGUAG